CCCGGCCCCGCUGCACCACGUACCAUAAUCCAGGUCCAGACCUGCCUCUCUACCUGUUCUCUGUCCGCCCUGCAGCCGAGCUUUUGCCGCCGUAGCCGCCGCAGCCGCCGCCGCCGCCGCAUUAGCCGAGCGAAAAACGGUCCGGUUUCCCCGCAUCCGCAUCCGCAUCCGCAUCCGUCACCCGAUCCACCUGCACGCGACGAGCCGACUACAGACUCACGAUCAGUGCCGGCGAAGAACCCGUCCUCUCUGGAUCAUCCUGACCGACGGCAAGUCUUACUGCUACAUUCGAUUCCCUCGUGAGUACGCGACGCGUUGCAACGAAUGAAGCACAAGGGUGACGCCAUGACUGUGAAGUCUGAGCAUACGUGGGACCGCUUAAGAAGCACCUCCCCCGAAUCCUCCCCGGCGAAAAUAACUCGCCUCACCUCUCCCCGCUCCUUGUCCUCUUCCACCUCCUUCCCGAUCGUCAAAACAUCCCUUAAUAACAUUCGGAAUCUUGUCAACGCAGCAACCAUGGACAAUAUGGACCCCAAACCAAUGCUCAACGACGAUCCGUCGGUCACGUUAACUAUUCGUCUCAUUAUGCAGGGAAAGGAAGUUGGCAGCAUAAUUGGAAAGAAAGGAGAAAUUGUAAAUAGGUUCCGUGAAGAGUCCGGUGCCAAGAUAAAUAUCUCAGAUGGCUCCUGCCCAGAACGUAUAGUCACUGUAACCGGUCCUACAAACUCGAUAUUCAAAGCGUUUACAUUGAUUUGCAAGAAGUUUGAAGAAUGGUGUUCCCAGUUCCACGAUAUUCAAGGGAGCGGCGCAGGUGGUGGCGGCGGCGUUCCAAGGCCGCCGAUCACUCUUCGGCUGAUAGUUCCUGCCUCGCAAUGCGGAUCUCUCAUUGGAAAGGGAGGAUCAAAGAUAAAGGAAAUUCGCGAAGUUACCGGCGCCUCUAUUCAAGUCGCAUCCGAAAUGCUACCAAACUCAACGGAACGUACAGUGACUAUCUCGGGCACCAGCGAGGCUGUCACGCAGUGCAUCUAUCAUAUCUGCUGUGUCAUGCUAGAGUCCCCUCCCAAAGGUGCCACGAUCCCUUAUCGCCCUAAACCCCAAGUUGGUGGGCCAGUGAUCCUGGCUGGUGGGCAAGCCUACACCAUCCAGGGUAAUUACGCGGUGCCCGCCCACUCGGACAUGGGCAAAUUGGGGAGCAAUCCUCUCGCUGGUCUCGCAGCUCUAGGUCUUGGAGGUCUCGCCACGCCUGCCAACACAGGCGGACUAAAUCCAGCUGCUUUAGCAGCACUCGCUGGAAGUCAGUUGCGAACUAGCAACACCAAUAGACAGCAGCCAGCGGCUAACAACCAGACGCAUGAGAUGACCGUUCCCAACGAGCUGAUCGGAUGCAUCAUUGGCAAGGGUGGCACGAAGAUAGCUGAAAUUCGUCAAAUAUCAGGGGCCAUGAUUCGCAUUAGCAAUUGCGAAGAGAGGGAAGGAGGAGCGACUGACCGCACCAUAACUAUCACUGGAAAUCCAGACGCGGUCGCUCUUGCACAAUAUCUCAUCAAUAUGAGGAUAUCGAUGGAGACAGCAGGAAUGGCGAUCCCAGCGUAUCAUUACAUAACACCGAACCACAUCGUUAAAUCUUCGAUUCACUAAAGACGGGCUCUACGGAAAGAGUUUGAAGAAGAAGCAAAUGUUGGAGAUGAAACAAAGAAACAGUAAAGAGUAAAAAGGAUAUACAUACACACACACACACACAUAUAUAUAUAUAUAUAUAUAUACAUGCAUAAAUAUAUAUAUAUAUAUAUGUGUAUAUAGCGAGACACAUAUAUACACAAUGCUGUCAAAGCGUUUGGGGCUGAGCCAAAAUUGUGUUCAUCCAACCAACUUUUUGCAGUAAUUAUUACGCGUAACGUGAGACGUUAUUACGUGGUUAAAUACGCGCAAACAAAUAUGAAACAUGUUGGAGCACUUUGUUGAAGUGUAAUAACUUGUAUAAAGUACGCAUUGCGACAUGAUGCUGCAGCCCCGCGAGCUGCUGCUGACGAUUGGUAAAGGGAACAAGCCAAAGAUAUGUUAGUUUUCAUUUUUAUAUAUUUAAACAAAGAUAAUGAAAAAAAAAAAUUUUAAAGUAAAAAGAGGACUAAGGAAAGGUGAAUGAGAAGAGGCCGAAGAGGAGGAAGGAAAAUAAUAAUUAGGAGAAGAAUGAUAGUAGUAAGAUAUUCGUGCGAGUAUUUCUAGACUGGUUGAUGUUAGACUGUUUUUUUUUUCUUUUUUUUUUUUUUUCUUCUUUUUAAUCGACAAAUGUGGCACAGUCGAAAUUCUACGGACACGCUCAACGUUGCUCGCGGUAAUUGGAUCUGUUUCUGACCGACUUGCAAUCAAUUUAUAAGAAUCGAGGAUCCUACUCUGGGUUCAAGCAAGUCUGGCGUGUCUUUUUUUUUUUUUUUUUUUCCCUUGUGAAUCGGGUUCCAAGGCAAGGAAGAUAGAGUUCUUCGGACUUAGGACAGAUUGUAACUGACAAGUCAAAUGUAGUGAAGAUUGUGCAAACAAAAGCAUCAAAGUAUGACUUGAGUUAAAUUUUGAGCACUAAGUACAUUUGAAAUCAGUUUUCUUCUUGCGUAGCCUGUCUGAAACUUGUAAAAAAGCGCCAGACACGCCGAAGAACUUUCGCGGAUUGAUUAGAAGUUUACGACCGAAUUGCAAUCUUCUAGCAACACUCGUAAAUUCACAACAAUAAACAGUUAACCUUGGUAAUAUUUUUUACAACUCAAUUACGACGAGCCGUCGAGCCUGCGAAUUGUGGAACUGACAACGAGUACAAAGUACUCAAAAUACGUCAUAUUUAUAUAAAAAUUGUAGUUGCGUAGCUUUUGCAUGCAAACUCAAUUCGAAAUUAUUAUUGUUGAUAGUUAUUAGUUACUAUUAUUAAUUAAUAUUAUUAUUAUACGGUGUUAUUUUAUACUUGUUAUGCAGUGUUCAAGGACACUCGAUGAUGAAGACCUUAUGUAUAUACGACUGUCUGACUUGGAUAAAAUGAUAUCAUUUUACUGCUACAAUACGUGUUUUACCUUGCGAAUGAUGAUGCGAAAUCAAUGAGCCGGCGUUAAUUAUACGAUUGACUUUAGCAAAAGGUAAAGAAAAAAAAGAAAGAAAAAAAAACAAACAAACAAACAAACAAACAAAACAAAAAACUAUAAUAGACUUGUGAACCAAAUAUUUACUCGUAUAUGCAUAUGAUGUUAACGACUACAAUUAUACGUACAUAUAAUAUAUGUUAUACGCGAAAGAAAAAAGAAUCAUUAAAUGAUUUAAUUUUUUCAAAUUACUUUCUUAUUGAAACGUUAAGUCAUUUUCGAGGCAAAAUUCAGUUGUCAAUACGAAGAAGACGAGGAGGAAGAAGAAGAAUAAGACGUGAAUAAAAAAAAAAAAAAAAAGUGACGACAAAUUGAAAGGAAAAACCAAACAAAAAAAUUAUUAUUAUCAUUAUUCUAUUAUUAUGUGAAGUAUGAAUAGUAAUAUAUAUUUAUUAUACAAUUAAAAAUUAGGAUAAAUGAAAACAAAAAAAAAAAAAAAGAAAAACAAAGAAAAAAAAAAGAAAUAUAAUAGCGAGAUAAAAGUGCGAAUUUAAAGCCUAAGUUCGAAAUACGAGGCGUUAUUUUCCCGCUCUCUCUCUCUCUCUCUCUCUCUCUCUCUCUCUAUCCAAUAUCAGUAUUUUGCGAGAUACACUUUAACGCAGCAUCUCAGGCAGAUUGAUUGCGAUUGUGGCAUAGUCUGAUUUUAACGUUAACGUGUGGAGAGAGAAAACCAAAAAAAAAAAACAAUAAUUUCAAUCACAUUGUAAUUCAUUGUU
Messenger RNA from Neodiprion fabricii, 3835 nucleotides. It is a transcript of the gene mub, whose product is annotated as poly(rC)-binding protein 3. Gene Ontology annotation, cellular component: cytoplasm; nucleus. Gene Ontology annotation, molecular function: mRNA binding. Lineage: Eukaryota; Metazoa; Arthropoda; Insecta; Hymenoptera; Diprionidae. Bases 325 to 1638 code for a protein of 437 amino acids. The transcript has 9 exons. The record is from RefSeq and is a predicted model, not a curated record. Gene Ontology annotation, biological process: regulation of RNA metabolic process; regulation of gene expression.